Solanum pennellii is the source of this 1722-nucleotide messenger RNA. Its product is annotated as LRR receptor-like serine/threonine-protein kinase ERL1. Bases 316 to 1503 code for a protein of 395 amino acids. Gene Ontology annotation, molecular function: protein binding. The record is from RefSeq and is a predicted model, not a curated record. NCBI's taxonomy places the organism in Eukaryota, Viridiplantae, Streptophyta, Magnoliopsida, Solanales, Solanaceae. The transcript has a single exon.
GAAAAAACAUUAGCCUGACUGGUAGCUCUGCUCAUUGCUCUGUUUUCUUCCUCCCCAAGACCAUAUAGAGUAUUCUCUAACAAGAUUCAAAUCAGAAUAUUAAAAAUUUGUUAACAGUUGCUUUUCUCAGAAGCCACUCAUUUUCUCCUUGUAUCUUUUUCAUGUUGUAGCCAUUAAAGCUUCCACCUAUUUCCACACGAGAACUCGUUUGCUUCUCACGGAAAAGCAAUACCCAAAAGUCUCUACUUUUUUCCCCUUAUAUAAACCCCUCUCUUAAUUUCACUCUCUCUUCACCUCUGCAACAAUUUAUUAAUCAUGAAGUUUUUGUUGUUGAUGUGUCUGUUUCAGUUUCAUGUUAUUGUUAUUCAACAAUGUGGGGCAAUGCUUCACCCCAUUGAUUUCUUGGCUUUACAAGCGAUUCGUAAAACCCUGAACGAUUUACCCGGUUCGAGUUUUUUCGCUUCUUGGGAUUUUACUUCUGACCCAUGUAGCUUCGCCGGAGUUUAUUGCGCUGGUGAUAAAGUGAUCGCAUUGAAUCUGGGUGACCCGAGAGCUGGGUCGCCGGGCUUAAUCGGAAGGUUAAACCCGGCUAUUGGGAAACUCUCUGCUUUAGCUGAGUUCACUGUCGUCCCCGGUAAAAUAUUCGGUGCAUUGCCGGAAAGUUUUUCACAGCUGAACAACUUAAGGUUUCUCGGAGUGAGUCGGAAUUUUCUAUCUGGACGUAUUCCGGCAGGUUUAGGUAAACUCCGGCGACUUCAAACGCUUGAUCUUAGUUUCAAUCAACUCACCGGAAACAUUCCAUGGGCUGUCGGAACCCUCCCGGCGCUCAACAAUGUCAUUCUCUGUCACAACCAUUUAUCCGGUUCAGUACCGCCGUUCGUAUCCCUUCGAUUGACCCGGCUUGAUCUUAAACACAAUGCUCUUUCCGGUUCACUAUUGCCAAUGUCACUUCCUUCUUCACUUCAAUACCUCUCAUUGUCAUCGAACCAGUUAACCGGUCCGGUCGACCAUUUACUAACUCGGUUGAACCGUUUGAACUAUCUCGACCUUAGUUUAAACAGGUUCACCGGUUGUAUCCCGGGUAACUUAUUUAGAUUUCCAAUAACAAAUCUUCAGCUUCAAAGAAACCAAUUCACCGGUCGAAUUUACCCGGCCGGUUUAGUAACAAUUCCGGUUGUGGACCUUAGCUUCAACCGGUUUUACGGCGAAAUAUCGCCGUUAUUCUCCGGUGUACAGAUUUUAUACAUGAAUAACAACCGGUUCAUGGGUCAGGUUCCGGGGAUCAUGGUAGACCGGUUGUUAUCGGCUAAUAUACAUGUUUUAUAUUUGCAACAUAAUUUUCUAACCGGAAUAGCUAUUAACCCGGCGGCUGAAAUUCCGGUUCGGAGUUCAUUGUGUUUGCAGUAUAAUUGCAUGGUUUUGCCGGUUCAGACCCCUUGUCCGUUAAAAGCCGGGAAGCAGAAAUCCCGGCCCACGGCUCAGUGUGGACAAUGGAAGGGGUAAAAUAGACAACUCAUAAGUUUUUUUUUUUUUGGAGGAUUUAUUGAUUAAUUUUGAAAUUAAAGGGUUAAAAAAAAUGUAGAGAAAGAAGAAAAAAUUAGAGUAAAAAAGGGUUAAGAGUUUUAAGCUUAGUUAUUUGUAUGUUUUUUGUUUUUUUUUUUGGUAUUUCUUGUAAUUAUAGACAUAUAUACUGAUUCACCUUAUUAAAAAUGUUGCAAUUUU